This is a messenger RNA of Heterocephalus glaber (naked mole-rat), 896 nucleotides long. NCBI's taxonomy places the organism in Eukaryota, Metazoa, Chordata, Mammalia, Rodentia, Bathyergidae. The record is from RefSeq and is a predicted model, not a curated record.
GGGCGGAGUCCGCGGGGGUUCCGCCCUCGCGGUUCCGGUCCGGAAUCCCCGCGCCCGGUGGCCGAUGGAGCCCUCGGCUUGGCUGGGCGCCGGCCUGGCCCGCGUGGUCUUCUACCCGACGCUGCUGUACACCGUGCUCCGCGGGAAGCUGCGCGGCCCGGGCCACCGCGAGUGGUACCACCGCAUCGACCGCACCGUGCUGCUGGGCGCGCUGCCGCUGCGGGGCUUGACGCGCAAGCUGGUCCAGGACGAGAACGUGCGCGGGGUGAUCACCAUGAACGAGAAGUACGAGACCAGGUUUCUGUGUAACAGCUCCAAGGCGGUGACCCUGGUGCCAGGAGUGGAAGAAAGUGGGCGUCGAGCAGCUGCGGCUCAGCACGGUGGACAUGACAGGGGUCCCCACCUUGGCCAACCUGCACAGAGGAGUCCAGUUCGCGCUGAAGUACGAGGCCCUGGGCCAGUGUGUCUAUGUACACUGCAAGGCCGGCCGCUCCCGGAGCGCCACCAUGGUGGCCGCAUAUCUGAUCCAGGUGCACAACUGGAGCCCGGAGGAGGCCAUCAGAGCCAUUGCCAGCAUCCGGGACCACAUCCACAUCACGCCAGGCCAGUUGACGGUCCUCAGGGAGUUCCACAAGGCCACCCGUCUCCCCACAGGCGGCAAGGGUGACACCUGACAUGUCAGAGACUCGAGGACAGCUCCGCUCCAGAUGGAACAAACAUUUACAGACUCCACAGGGCAGAAAUGUGCUAGGUGGUGGGUCACUUUGCUUCCUUUGCCUGGUUUCAUUAUCUUCAAAUAACACUGCUGCAUGGCUGGAGAAGAAGACUGGUGUGCUUAAAUUUUAUUAAGGUUAAAAAACCCCACUAAUUUCAACAAAAACUUAUUGUGUACCUAA